Messenger RNA from Verticillium dahliae VdLs.17, 1812 nucleotides. Its product is annotated as pectate lyase. The record is from RefSeq and is a predicted model, not a curated record. Lineage: Eukaryota; Fungi; Ascomycota; Sordariomycetes; Glomerellales; Plectosphaerellaceae. The transcript is spliced from 6 exons. Bases 1 to 1812 code for a protein of 603 amino acids.
AUGAAGUCGCCUACCUUUGCGACGAUCGUCGCCUUCGCCUUCGGCACCGUAGCCGUUCUGGGUCAGGGCGAUCCAGCGCCGAGACCUCCCAGCUCGCGGCUCCGUGUGAUUCUCAACCCCGCCCGCGUCCGGGCCCUUGACGAGCCUGACUUCAAGCUGUGGACCAUCACCGGCGAGCCCAAGAGCGUCUCUACCACCUUUGGCGACACUUCCAUCACUGUCGCCGCCGCCAACUCCACCAUCGCGGGCGCGUCCUACAAGUGGCACUACACCCGCCGCGUAGCGCCUUUGGGUGAGAGGGUCGUGGCCCAGGGCAUCUCGACGAACACCGAUGAUGCUGGCAACAAGCCCAUGACCAUCUCCAUUACGGGACUCCCAGCCGGCAAGCACUCGCUGCUCACCUGGCACAACGCUUGGGACAGCCUGAAGGCAGUCGCAUCUGUGACCGUCAAGGUCAACGGCGAGGAUGCGGAGACGCUUGCCCAAUCUGUGCGCGUGGACAACAUCUGGGAAUCUGCUCAUUCCUUCGUCCAAUUCACUGUUUCUGGUGCUAACGAUACAACCAACAUUGAGUUCAUCCCUGCCGGCGCCGACGGCCGUGUCUUCCUGAACGGCUUCGAAAUCGAUACUCCCGACAUCGACAACGUCGUCAGUUUCCCGGAACCGAACAACCGUGACGAACGUGUCCAGCUCGAGGGUGGUGACACUUAUGAGGCAUCCUGGCGGGCUCCCGACGCCGAGUCACCAAAGUACAAUGUCUACAUCGGCACGUCACCCACAGAGUUGAAGAGUUUGGUCUUGGGUCUGGACAAGACAUCGACCACGCUGGCCGGCGGUCGCGGUGGUCGAGUCGUCCAUGUCACCAGCCUUGAGGAUAGCGAAGAGGAGGGCACUCUGCGCUAUGCUCUGGCCGUUGCUCGAGGUCCUCGCUACGUUGUUUUUGACGUGGGAGGCGUCAUCACCACCACGUCUCGCAUGGUUGUUAGCGACCAAUACGUAACAGUCGCCGGCCAGACAGCUCCCGGGAAGGGUAUCAUCGUGCAGGGGCACCCACUCGGUCUGUCUGGUGCCAUUGAUGCCAUCUUCCGCCACAUCAAGGUGCGGCCCGGCACGGUCUCUGGCGAGACAGUCGACGCUAUGGGCAUGGCGGGCUCCAACCACUGCAUCAUGGAUCGCUGCUCCAUGGGCUGGGGCAUUGACGAGAACUUUUCUUCUCGCAACGCGGCCAACAUUACCUUCCAGCGCAGCAUGAUCUCCGAACCUCUGAAUGUCGCCGGUCAUAAGAACUAUCCGCCCGGCCGCGAGCACGGAUUUGCUGCGACGGUCAGCGGCAAUGUCGGCUCUCUGCACCACAACCUCAUUGCGCACGCCGAGGGCCGCAGCUGGAGCAUGGGCGGUGGUCUGGACGACGAGGGCAAAUUCGGAGGGCGUCUUGAUAUUCGCAACAAUGUCGUGUACAACUUUGAUGGCGGUGCGCACGAGGUCAACUUUGUCGGAAAUGUCUACAAGCAGGGCCCUGCCAGCAACCUCACUUAUGCCCUGCGUGCCCAGUAUGAGAACCAGCUGCCCGGCCAGCAACAAUACUACUGCGAGGGUAACUCCAUGCCUGGCGUCUUCGACCAGGACUCGGCGCAAUACGCAUCUCCCGAUGGAACGGGCUCCAACAAGAACGUCGCCUGCUGGGCCGAUGUGACAAUCAGCCCGGCCCCUUCUUACCGCAAGUUUUACGAUCAGCCGGAAGCGUGGAAGUACAAGGGUCGUGGGCCACGUACACCGCUGGUGAUGACGCUGGCAUCGACUACAUUGAGCUGA